AUGGACGCGCAGCAGGAGAAUGAGAAGCUCAAGGAGGAGCUAGAGCAAAUGCGCGCCGACUUGCAAGAAAUGGUCGAACAGGCACGCGAAGUGGAAUCCAUGCUCGAACAAGACUUGCAGCAAGCAGAACGCAGGCUCGCACAGACAGAGGCCAAAGUCAGAGAAUGCAUGGCAGAAGUCAGUACUUGGAAACACAAAUACUUGACUUGCGAGAGUGAACGCGCUGCACAGGCCACACGACUUCAAGCAGACGUCUCAAAGCUCACGCGCGAACUGGCGCAAGUCAAAGCGACGCUGAGGGAUGAAGAGCUCAAACAUGAUGACUUGGAGAGGCAUGAACGCAUUGUUGAAUCAUCCUUGGGUGAUAUGGAACGGCGCUAUAAUGAUUUGCUGGAACGCAACGCAGACCUCGAAUCAGAGCUGGCCAUGCGUGAGGGAUGGGCAGUCGAGUGCCAGCGACUCAAGGACACUGUACGCGAUCUCCAGACUGAAUUGCAUAUCGCACAGUCAAGACCGAGCAAAGCAGCUGAACAAGCAGCAAGACCACAACAUGCAAUUGAAGCGGAGGCCAAAGACGACUUGCUCUCAGAGUCAGAGGCAUCCUCACAAAAGGACACAGAAUUUCAACCCAUGCCGACCCUCCACCGCAAUGCAUCUGUUCAAGCCUCCUCUGACUUGCUGGGCCGACUGUCUGCCAUUUCAGCACGCAUGUCUGGCAUCAGCGAGAAUUACCGCCUGCGUUCCGCUAUUCCCGUGCCUCGACGACAAUCGCUCGCACUCUCUGUUGUUUCCUCUUCAUCGGCUGCUGGAUCACCGCAACGGACAGCUACAGCCAAGAGUUAUGCGCCCAGUUCGCCCAACAUGCGGCGACAAUCCGGUAUUCCGACACCAGCAACGGUCGCUGCUGCAUCUCUGCCACUACCACAAACGACGCCCAGCUCCAUCAGCAAAGCGGCAACAGGCGGUCGUAUUUCUGCACUGACGCGACCUCUGCCGCGCUCAGCAGCCACCCAUCGACAGUCUCUCGGGCCAUUCAUGAAUCACGCACAGCCAAUAUUACCUUCCACCUUUGGAUCACCGACGGUGACGGUCAAGCAACAACGCACACAACCCGUUGCUGCAUUGCCUUCCUCUUGGACACGCGAACAGCUCGAGCAAGGUUCUGGACCGGCGCCACCUCCAACUGGCCCAGCUGCGAGUUCAUCCAGUAGCUCACCUAGCAAACCGAGUUCCUCACCAACGCGGUCCAUGCGUGUACCACGCAGACAAAGCGCAUUCAUCAGGCGCGUCUAA
Molecule: messenger RNA, 1293 nt
Organism: Protomyces lactucae-debilis
Lineage: Eukaryota; Fungi; Ascomycota; Taphrinomycetes; Taphrinales; Protomycetaceae
Exons: 1
Coding region: 1-1293 (430 amino acids)
Biological process (GO): vesicle transport along microtubule; microtubule nucleation; establishment of mitotic spindle orientation
Cellular component (GO): centrosome; kinesin complex; kinetochore
Molecular function (GO): microtubule binding
Source: RefSeq, a predicted model, not a curated record